CACAGUCUUACAUCUACCAAUUCUUUCCCUUUCACCCUCCAAACAGUUUUUCCUCGUAGGUACCAGUUCUACCUGCGUAUUUCUAUGUCUUUUCAAGUUUUCAUCACCAGUGUGGUCUUUUUGUUAGAUGCAUUUUAACAUCGUCUGGUUUAUCAAGUGUUCGUUCAUUUUUCGUGUGUGAAAGUGAUAUCUAUCUGAACUAUUUUUUGUCAUUUCUACGUAGGUAGGUAGAGGUACGUACACGAUCAAUUAUUAUUUACAUCAUUAUCAAGUGAAAUAUCGUGAACGGUUUCAGUAUUCUUGGCUGUCGAAUAAUUGGUGAUGGUAGAGGUACUAUUAUUAACAACAUUUUCAAGUGAAAUAUCGAGAACGAUUUUAAGUACCUAAUCCUGGCUGCCGAAUAAUUGGUUAGAAUGGAAGUUGAAAUGAAUUUAGAACUGGAAAUGGCAGAAGUUAGACCAAGAGUGUACGAUAUUGUCCAUCCGACACCAGUACCAUUGGCACAGCUGUCAGCUAUUGUCACUAGCUUCGAAGUAUGGCGCUAUGAAAUGAAUACUCAUCGUAUGAGAAAUAAUUUGUCGGACUUUUGUAAAACUCGGGAAUAUUACGAGUAUAAUAUCAAGUUGAAAACUAUACUUCCCGAUUUGCCAUGCGUGAUUUUAGAUCUAAUCCGAGAAUAUAUCAGAAAGUUCCAACGUUCAUUACAAGAUUGGUUCAACCGUCAUUAUGAAACAGUAUUCAAGUCCUAUAAUUGCUCGCAGAACUGUAUUUUGAACGAGUUCGAUGAUUUCGUGACUGAUUUCAAAGGUGAUAUUGAUUACGAUCGGACAGCCGAACGUGUAAUGCAAUGUGAUCGACUCGACGAUACUGUGAAAUUCAAAAUUGCCUGUAUGUAUUGCUUAGAAGACGACAUCAGACGACUUUGGCCACCUGUACGUGAAGCAAUAACCUCAAUAGAUGUUAAUUCUUACGAUUGUGAUCAACUGCAAUACUGGAUUGGCAUUCUCACAAAUCAGUUGGAUAAAACAUACGUUUUCAAAGAAGAUCAUGUCACGACUUGUGAAGAAAUGUUUCCGCGGUGCGCAACUAGUAAAAACAGAUCAUCGAUGGAGUAUUUUUGGAAUCGCGUGCGACCAAAUAGUCAAAGAAAGAAGGCUUCGGAUAUGCUCGAUUACGACGACUCGUGUCUUGCCAGAUUCAUUUUGCCAAAACUGGACGAUCAACAGCUUUCUGAAUUUGUCAAUACGUAUGGCUGUUCACUUAUGACUGCAGAAUUGUUAGAACAUCAAGUCGAUGAGGGGAUCGUUGUUAUACCAACUUGGAUGCACAUCAGAGAUUUUAUGAAUGAAAGCCAGUUUUUGGAACUUUCCCAAUGUAUGUGGAAAUGGUUAUUGUCGGAUAAUAGCCACUAUAGGCUGCUAUUUUUUUGUCAAGAAAUAUGGAAUACUGCUCCGUAUGAUUUAAGACAAUCGACAGUAAGAAAAAUUCUAUCCAACACUGAAUUGUUUAAUAGGCCUGAGCUCUUUUCCCAGCUCAAUAAUGAGAAUUUUGUUAAGUUCCUGUUAAACAUUCUUCUAUCUGCGUCUAUCGAUGAAAGAAGCUCAUUCUGGAAUAACUGCUGGCAUCAUCUAAUUGCAGUCGCUCGAUGCGAAUACUUGCAACAAUUUAUAAAACUGUGCUUUGGAAACGAAGAUGCGAUUACUCAGUUCAAGACGAACGUAAUGCCCAACAGCGAGCACCUACGCCGGUUUUGUAUUGCAUUAGUAAAGGGUGCGAGUUUUGUAAAUUUUGAAAAAUUGAAUGACUUGCUGAAGUUCUGUUAUCCUGAAGCCCAACAAGCGAAAAACUUCAAACAAGAAUUACUUCGGUUAGCUUUUCUCGGUGAAGAUUGUCAAUUUUGUAGAGACAUUGUCCGAAAUUAUUCUUAUAAUUUAAAUCACUUCAUUAACGAAACUUACGGUGUCGCUGAUCUAUCCGUCGAUUUCAAAAAGCAGCUGCUGAUGUCCCCUGCGUUUGAAGAAUUCAUAUCUUUUCGUGUUAACUCGAAUAAUAUUUAUUGUUUAACUGAAAUCGGAGCUUUUGUCGACGUAUUUAAACCAACUGAACAAACACUAGUGCAAAUAAAAACUCGUACUAUUGAUUAUUUUAAAGAGAGUUUAACUGGAGAUCGAUCAGGACGUGACUUAUUGAAUAGAAGAAGUUUAAAUCGUUUUUUAUUGUGGUGUUUGGGAAGUGAUGCCGAAGUGAAGAAAUUUAGGCAUGACUAUGCAUUAAGAAUUUAUAGGAAUGACUGGUGAAUCUUGUCAGUUCGAGGGAUUAUUUUGUAAAACUUUUCUUCUUCAGUUUGGAUUUGGAAUGUUUUGUAUUUCGAUAUAUUUUUUCUGUUUAGUCGAGCUUUUAUUCGUCAAAUUUGAUUACAUAAGUUAAGAUAGUUCGUUCAUUUUUUGUGGUCGGAUAUUCAACCUGAUAACCGCUUGAUUAUGAAUGAGAAAAGUUCGAAGUUCGUAGGUCUAGGUACAUACAACUAGGUACGUGAUUUUUAAUUCUAACAGGUUUUUAUCAAGUUUAUUUUCUCGACGUUUUUUUAUUUUUAUUUUAUUAUAUUAUUUUAUUGGAGCAGUUUUCUCAUGUUUGUGAAAAUUGCUGGGAAAAUCGUUUUUUUAUGUCGCAAUUAGGUACCUAUAUCAAUAAAAUGUUCAUGUAUAUCUAGUGAAGA
This is a messenger RNA of Planococcus citri (citrus mealybug), 2716 nucleotides long. RefSeq lists its product as uncharacterized. The record is from RefSeq and is a predicted model, not a curated record. The transcript is spliced from 3 exons. Bases 414 to 2297 code for a protein of 627 amino acids. NCBI's taxonomy places the organism in Eukaryota, Metazoa, Arthropoda, Insecta, Hemiptera, Pseudococcidae.